Oryzias latipes (Japanese medaka) is the source of this 4889-nucleotide messenger RNA. RefSeq names its product gamma-aminobutyric acid type A receptor subunit gamma2 (gene gabrg2). Lineage: Eukaryota; Metazoa; Chordata; Actinopteri; Beloniformes; Adrianichthyidae. Gene Ontology annotation, cellular component: membrane. Gene Ontology annotation, biological process: monoatomic ion transmembrane transport; chloride transport; gamma-aminobutyric acid signaling pathway. The record is from RefSeq and is a predicted model, not a curated record. Gene Ontology annotation, molecular function: GABA-A receptor activity; extracellular ligand-gated monoatomic ion channel activity.
GUGUGCAUCUUCCGCCUGGUGAAACCGCGCAUGUGUUGAUCCGUGCUGCAGCAACGUGCAUCAGUUCCUCUCUGACCCCGGCCGGUGUUAAUCUGCAUUCAGGCUGAGGCUCCAAUGCUUUUCUCGGCGGCUCGUUAUUGUUUUAGCUCAUCACUUGGCUCUUCUCUGCUCCUGCCAGCUUUCUAGGCCCCUGCCGAGCGGCCGCAGCGGCGGCGAGGAGCUUUCGGCUCGUAUCGAUCUCGUUCAGCCGGCUUCCACUCCAACGCACGUCCGUCUCGGAUCCAGAUUCGCAAGCCUCGCCCUCCCACCCCCGAGCUAACGCGCGUAAUGAAUCGCGAAGAGGAAACCCAGUGAAAAAAAGGACUUGUCCAUCUGCGGGGAAAAAAGAAAAACGAAGAUGGUGAUUACGGCUUCGCCAAAAUCAGCUUUCAGAUGCUCGGCACCAAUGGCGAAGCGUCCCCUCCCAUCGAAGCUCUUAGUCUGGGUUUUUAUUGUCAUCAAUCUGUCAACAAGCUCUCUCCAGAAUGAUGAUGACGACGAGGUGUCUAACAAAACAUGGGUGCUGACUCCCAAGGUGUAUGAAAGUGAUGUCACACACGUCCUAAACAGCCUACUAGAUGGAUACGACAACAAACUCAGACCCGACAUUGGAGUCAAGCCCACAGUGAUCCACACAGACAUGUUUGUCAACAGUAUCGGCCCAGUAAAUGCAAUUAAUAUGGAAUACACCAUCGACAUCUUUUUUGCUCAGACCUGGUAUGACAGGAGGUUAAAGUUCAACAGCACCAUGAAAGUUCUGCGCCUCAACAGCAACAUGGUUGGAAAGAUCUGGAUCCCUGACACGUUUUUUCGCAAUUCAAAGAAGGCCGACGCCCACUGGAUCACCACACCCAACCGCAUGUUGAGGAUCUGGAAUGAUGGAAGAAUUCUUUACACUCUCAGGCUGACCAUCGAUGCAGAGUGCCAGCUGAAACUGAACAACUUCCCAAUGGAUGAGCACUCCUGCCCCCUGGAGUUUUCAAGCUAUGGCUACCCCAGGGAGGAGAUUGUUUACCGGUGGAAAAGGAGCUCCGUGGAGGUUGGGGAUAUUCGUUCCUGGAGGCUUUACCAGUUCUCCUUUGUGGGCCUGAGAAACACCUCUGAGGUAGUCAGAACCGUCUCAGGGGACUAUGUAGUGCUGACGGUCUUUUUUGACCUGAGCAGGAGGAUGGGCUACUUCACCAUCCAGACCUACAUACCAUGCACACUUAUUGUUGUCCUCUCCUGGGUCUCCUUCUGGAUCAACAAAGAUGCAGUGCCUGCAAGGACUUCAUUAGGUAUCACUACUGUGCUGACCAUGACCACACUGAGUACCAUAGCCAGAAAGUCGCUUCCAAAAGUGUCAUAUGUGACCGCCAUGGAUCUGUUUGUGUCUGUCUGCUUCAUCUUCGUCUUCGCUGCCCUCAUAGAGUACGGCACGCUGCACUACUUUGUCAGCAACAGGAAGCAGAGCGCCAAAAAGGACAAGAAGAAGAAAAACCCGCUCCUUCGGCUCUUUUCCUCAAAGCAGACACCAACGGUGGACAUCCGCCCACGCUCAGCCACGGCGAUUCAGAUGAACAACGCCACACACAUGCAGGAGCGGGACGAGGAGUACGGCUAUGAAUGUCUAGAUGGAAAGGACUGCACCAGCUUCUUCUGCUGUUUCGAAGACUGCCGCUCCGGAGCCUGGCGGCACGGCAGGUUGCACAUCCGCAUCGCCAAGAUAGACUCGUAUGCACGCAUCUUUUUCCCCACUGCAUUUGCCCUCUUCAACCUGGUCUACUGGGUCUCCUAUCUCUAUCUCUAAGCUGGGGUGUGUAUGCAGCUUUAGCCUAUGGUCUGUUACAUUUUGCAUAUGCUCUGCUCCAGCAAGUGACAUUUAAAGGGAACCUGUAUGAAAUCCCCACAUUAUCUUCUAGUUUUUGUUGUUGUUGUUGUUGUAGCAUUACAUUAUGCUAGUGUGACACAUUUCAUUUGUUUAAUUGCACAAAAUAAUAAAAAAAAAAGAAAAGGGAAAUUGACCAAAGGGGUUUGCAGAAAGAUCAAAUUAGGACAUUAUUAGAUUAGAGUUAAAUGAAAUCAAUUGAAAACAUCCUGAUGUUUUUUUUUUAUAGAUUACUUCUUCUUAUAUUCAUCUAUUAUGCAUCACUUGGUUAUUUUAAUCCUUUUUUCCAAUUACUGAAAUACACAAAAGCAGAAGCACUUUAAAGAAGCUGUGUUCAGGAGCGACAUUAUUCAUUUCUUCCUUUAAAGCUAACUUGUUUUUUUUUCUUUCAUUACACAAUAAUAAAUGACACAUCACAAUAUGUGCAGUCAGAGGACAAUAACAUGAACAAAUUCAGCUGUACAAACUUUUAUUUAAACUUUCUUUAACCAGGUAAGUCGAUGGAGAACCAAUUUUCAUUUACAAAGACAACCUGGACCUAUGAAGCAUGUUUUUUUUUUUACUUUUGGACUGUAUAUAUUUUAAAAAGACAUGGUUGUUUACAUUUAUUGCAUGCAACUUUCAAACCAAAAAUCUGCAUUUUUUUUAUCACUGUCUACUGUUGGCUAUGGAAAUGAGAACGAUUAAACAGUUGAUUAUUUUUUAGCAUUUAGUUUUUUAGCAUUUAGUUGCACUUUUUUAAGAAUAUGGCUGAAAAAUGGGUACAAAUCUGUUUUCUACAGACAUUCACACCAAGUUUCCAAUCAUUAUCCAAUUGUUUAAAUUAUUGGAAAAUUAUCUAGUAAAAUGUAGACAGGAUAAUUUGGAUGCUGUUAUCUAAGAAACAGAUUUUAGAUCAAUAUAAAAGCAGAUACUGUUUAACAUCAAGCCUCUUUCUGCCAUUUAUUUUAAAAACAGCAGCAAUGUUUUUAUUUUGUCAACUUAUCUCUACCCACAUUAGCAAAGCUAACGCAAAACCGCUCGCGCCGACCAUUGACUGUAUAAGAGAACUGGAUCGAGUGAGUGUGACGUCCCUCGCUUCCCUUUCCAACCAAAUGAAGUCAAUUCAGUCGACAUUUCUUGGGAUACGGGAUCUUGCCAUGUAGGAGCCAGAAAUCGUCAGGAGGCAGGGAUUAGUGUGAGUUGGUCUGAGUACUUCCUGCUUGGAACAUGAAGGGGAGGGGUCACUCAGUCCAGUUCUCUUAUACAGUCAGUGGUGCUGACAUGUUUGCCAAGAGCAGAUGGGUGGUGGGUUUGAAAGUGACAGGAAAAUGGAAAGUUAUGACGUAUAAAAAUUAAAUCAGAUAAUUAACCACCAUGUAGACUGGGAUAUUCUGAUGAUCACAUUUCCAUAGUCAAUUUGCAAAUCUGAUUUCUCCCGGUUUUCCAAUUUUUGCGAGCGUGCAGACAGGCCCAGUGACGCUUCUUAGCGAAAAAGCACACAUUUGCACAAUUAUAGGUUUUUCCAUUUUGCUUAUGCAAGCUUCCUCAAGAGAAACCCGGUGAAAACAAGCAGUUCUUUUACCUAAUUUAUUGCAGCUGCAGUAUGACACGCAGUGUUCUAAUAUCUAAUUUAGCUAAAGCAUCAACAAAAAAAGCUGGUUCAUAAACUAGAUAAAAAUGUGUACACAACACAUGUACAGGCUCUGUUUUUAAAAGAAUUGUAUCAAGAGCUCAAAUUUCAAAUGGUUUAUAAGAAAAUCCCACAUGUUUUGUUAUUUGUUUGUUUUGUUUGAAUCAAAUUCAGCUUGAAUGUGUGAAGAGUUUAUUGACAUCUGAAAUGUAACUGUUUUGCACAGGAAUUAGAGUCCCUGACCGGUCAAUUCGGAUAGACGACAUAAUGCAACUGACAGUGUAGCACUACCCUCUGUAAACUAAUAGGAAAUGGGUGUAAAUCACAUCAUUUAUGUACAUAAGUAGUAAUGGAAAAAAAGACACACUUGUCAAGCCCAUGGCAUUUUGUAAUAGGGCAUAUAUUUUGUAAUUUUAGCAAGGUUACAGUAUAUCAAUAUAAUCCACCAUAUUAUACUUGCUGUAUUAUGUUGGACUGAUCACGCAAGGCAUCUGGGUGAAGUUUAAGGUGGGAGGUAGGGUAAUUUAUUUAUCUAUUGAUGUUAUUUAUUCAUCAUUAUGUUCAAUAAAAUGCCUCUUUAGCCCCUUAAAAAUAACAGCAAGCAAAAAAAAUAAAAAAUAAAGGAUAAAGAGUCUUUUAUUAACUUUCUGUUGUCAGUGGAGCUUGAGCUUAUUUAUCUUGUGUUUUCUAUGUUGUGACCAAUGUAUGCUUCUUCAACAAAGGUAUGUCAAGCUGUUAUAUUUGCGUGAUUUCUAACAUUCCCAUCUUCCAGGAUCUGAGUAUUGGAUUUUUAAAAAAUGGAUAAAUUAAAAAAAAAUAAUAAUCCGAAAGCAGCUCCUAAAUCACCACAAGAAAAGUGCUAGCUUUAGUUUGACUGUAAUUUCACACUGUUUUCUAAAAAAUGAAACUUUUCUUAACUUGAAAGAGCACCGAUCAAGAUCCAGAUGUGUUACUUUAACAAUUUCUUAGGCUGUUUAUUUCCCUUCAUGUGUGUGAUGGUUGUCGUGUACGGUUCAACGCUGCCGCUUAGUUACCUGAACCCGUCUUCAAUAAACACAUGCUCUGUUUCUCACAUCUUUAGGGAAGUAGGAGUGUAACUAGUUACAUACACUCACUUUAAUCAGUGUUUAGUUGUUGACAACCAUUCACCUGUCUGAUUUCUUCAGUUUUGAUGUGCCAAAAUAAGAAAAAAACUAUAAUUCUGAUUUUUUUUUUCCAAACGUUUUUACAUCAGAAAAUAGCGAAUGGAAAUGCAGGUGCUUUAGAAAUGUUUUUUUGAAUUCAUUAUUGAGAUUUUUUGUUUCUCUUGUUUUUGUCCAAAAUGUCUUUUGAUAAAAAGCAAAGGAAAUUAAACAAUGAUUCAACCUAAAA